This is a messenger RNA of Closterium sp. Naga37s-1, 262 nucleotides long. The record is from the annotation of a GenBank genome assembly. NCBI's taxonomy places the organism in Eukaryota, Viridiplantae, Streptophyta, Zygnematophyceae, Desmidiales, Closteriaceae.
AUUUAUUGGGUAUGGAAGGGAGGUGGCACUGCAGUGGAGAAGAAUCGCUGCUGCGAGGGAGAGAAUGUGGCUUCUUGCUUUCUCAAGUGGAGGAGGCAACUGCAGCAGUGGCUCCAGCAGAAGUAGGGAGCGCAGCUGCAGUACGGGAGAGUAUGCGGAUGUGGGACAGCAGCUAGGCGAUUCUUCAGCUACCAGCUACAUGACUUCUUGCGAGGCUGACCCCUUCUGCUCCUGGAUGGCAGGGAAGGAUGAAGAAGGAUGA